AUGUCUGGUAUCGAUUAUCAUCCUUUGCUCGAGCAACUAGCUCUGUUUUACUCGUCUUUCAACGCCAGCAUUGCUGCCUUAGGCUCCUCGUUGAUAGGCCCCAGGUGUUUCCACAGACUCUUUGAGCAGUUGGACUGGGAGUCGCCAGAGUCGCUUGUGUGCAUCAACACAGUCUACGUGCUGUUCUUGAACGUCUUGAUCUUGUUUUUGCUGGGGGUGGCCAAGUUCCCUGAGAUCCAGAACAUCAUAAGGCAUGGGAGAGACUCUAGGAACUUGAAGCAGUUCUCCUUCACCAGUCUCUUCUUGGAGGUUGUAGACUUGACCAUCAUUUCCUCGCUUAAUUUCCGAGUUGGCAUCGACUUCAACAAGUUUGGCGAGUUCAUUUUCAUCAUCAUCCAGGACCUAAUUCUUCUCAUUUUCAAGCUAGGCUACGAAGGGUAUGGCAGAUUCAUCAAUUUGAUUCUCAGUCUUGUUGGAUUGUUUGCCUACAUAUCCUUCAGCGAUCCUACUGGAAACAUCAACAACCCAUUUCCAAUUAUCUUGAGCAACAACUUGGUCUUGCUCUUGAAUGAUAAGGUUGUUUUGCCUGUUCUAGCUGUAUCAAAGGCAUUUCAAAUUUACAAGAUUUACCAAGUUUUCACUGCCAAUAAGGAAAAAUCUAUCGAGGACAACAUUAAAGAUAUCAAAACUGGGUUAUCGAGAACAAGUGUUAUGUUGUCCCUUAUUGGUUCGAUCUUGAGAUAUGGUAUGAUAAAGGAUAAUUUGCAAACAGUUAAUUUCUUUUCAAUCAAUAUCUUUCUCACCUUCUUGCUAUACAUUGAAAUUGCCUAUUUUCAAAGAAGUUUCGUCAAGACUUUACCCAAAGAUAGAGCUAAGAAAAACAACUAA
Ascoidea rubescens DSM 1968 is the source of this 888-nucleotide messenger RNA. RefSeq lists its product as uncharacterized. The transcript has a single exon. The record is from RefSeq and is a predicted model, not a curated record. Bases 1 to 888 code for a protein of 295 amino acids. Lineage: Eukaryota; Fungi; Ascomycota; Saccharomycetes; Ascoideales; Ascoideaceae.